Molecule: messenger RNA, 1850 nt
Organism: Helianthus annuus (common sunflower)
Lineage: Eukaryota; Viridiplantae; Streptophyta; Magnoliopsida; Asterales; Asteraceae
Product: protein FLX-like 2
Exons: 5
Coding region: 173-1639 (488 amino acids)
Source: RefSeq, a predicted model, not a curated record
ACAUAUAGAAAGAAGCUUUGCAAUUGCAACGGCGACCAACAAUAUCGGAUUCCUUCCGUACAUGGAAAUCAAAAUUAGGGCAUGAAAUUAGCAUCAUCCUCAGUCACAACCAUCAAAUCGGCUUCAUAACUCAUUCACACCGUCUGCGCAGCAGGGUCAACUACCAAUUACAAUGGGAAGUAAAGGUAGACUUCCGCCACCUCAUCAUUUACGGCGUCCUCUUCCCGGGCCCGGCAUGGGCCAUCACGAUCCAAUACCUCCCGAAAUGCACCCUCAUCACGGCGGUUUUCCUCCAUACGACAUGCACAUGCCGCCACCUCCCGAAAUAAUGGAACAGAAGAUCGCCGCACAACACGUUGAGAUGCAGAAACUUGCAACUGAAAACCGUAGGUUUGCUGCUACACACGGAACCUUAAGACAAGAUCUCGCCACCAUACAACAUGAGCUGCAGAUGUUGCAUAAUCACGUAGGAGCGAUAAAAUCCGAGAGAGAACAACAAAUAAUGGGACUUUUAGAUAGAAUCGGGAAGAUGGAAGCGGAUCUUCAAGGUGCAGAGCCAAUUAAGAUGGAACUGAAUAAGGCAAGAGCUGAUGCGCAGAGCUUGCUUGCAGCUAGAGAUGAACUUGUUUCGAGAGUGCACCAGUUGACGGAAGAUAAUCAACGGGCUCACAUGGAGUUGCAGCAGGUCCCUGCGUUGAUGUCGGAACUUGAGAGCCUUAGACAAGAGUAUCAGCAUUGCAGGCAAACUUAUGACUAUGAGAAGAAAAUAUACAAUGAGCAUCUUGAAUCUCUUCAAGUGAUGGAAAAGAACUAUAUGACCAUGGCUAGUGAGGUGGAAAAGCUUCGAGCAGAAUUGAAGAAACAAGCUGAAAUUGAUAGAAGGACGGCAGCAGCUGGGCCCUAUGCUGGCUACGCUGGGCACAACGACAAAGAAGCUUCUGGUCAUUAUCCUGUUGGACCGAAUGCUUAUGAGGAUUCCUAUGCUGCUCCCCAGGGGCGGGCCCCGCUUCCGGUAGGUGGUGGAGCUGCUGAUGGGCAUACGGCUGUUGGAUCUCAAUCUGGACCUACUGCUUUGAGGGCUGGUUAUGAUGUUUACAGAGGACCGGGUCCUGCUGUUCCAGGUUAUGACCCACAAAGGGGAUCUGGUUUUCAUAAAGGACCCGCUGCACUAGCCUAUGACCCACAAAGGGGACCUGGUGCACCUGCAUACGACCCACAAAGGGGACCUGGUGCACCUGCAUACGACCCACAAAGGGGACCUGGUGCACCUGCAUACGACCCACAAAGGGGUCCUGGUGCACCUGCAUACGACCCACAAAGGGGUCCUGGUGCACCUGCCUAUGAUCCACACAGAGGCCCUAACCCACCUAGUUAUGAUCUGUACAGAGGACCUGGUGGGACCGGGUAUGAUAGACAAAGGGGGCCUGGUGGACCGGCAAGAGGACCGCAAUACGGUGGGCCGGGCUAUGAGGCGCACAGAGGAACCAGCUUUGAGUCACCAUCAGGCCCUUCUGGGCCCCAAGGGCAGGCAAAUAAUACUACGUAUGGUUCUGUGGCGGCAACCGCUCAUGCUGGCGGUGUUUAUCAGGGAGCACAGGUGCAUCCGCCAGCAGAUGGUAACCACCCUGGUCGCAGAUAAGGUUUCACUUGUUUUGGAAUCUGAACUAAAUCUUGAUUUUGUUUCCGUUUCACUUAUCGGAUAUUUAAAGUUGAUGUUGUAAGGAGUGACGUUUAUAAGAUUGCUUUCUUGAAGGAAUUUGCCAAAUACAUAACACUAAUUCGGUCUCCAUCUUUAUAUGUUUCCGGCAGUCGACUGCAAAAUGGUAAUCUAAAUAUCAUGACUUUCUGUA